AUGUCGGAUCCCGAGGAAUUUGAUCUCAAUGAAUUUUUCUCCACUGUCCCUCUUCCAGAUGGUCUCUUAUUGCCGCCUACCUUUCUUGAACCUCAUGAACCUCAUUUUGUGCCUUGGCCUCAUGGAUAUCCAAAUCCAAAUGACUAUAUGUUUAGUGGUGUAAUGGAGCUCUCUGGUCAUUUUCAAGCAGGCAAUGAUUUGCUCAUGUCAGUGAACCAAACUCCCGGGUCAACUCAACACGUCCCUACAGAUACUGUUGGCGAUCCUUCAAGCAGACUCCUUUUAGAGACUUCAAACUUACAAAACGGCGAUGAGCAUAUAUCUGGUCUGACAUACGAUAUACCUUUCCCGAACUCUUGCUUCUUCGAUGGGGAAGCUGAUCCCCUACAUCAUACUGAGCCCAGACAGUCCGAGAGUAUGAGUUGCAGCAUGCCGCAAUCGGGACCAGAAAGUCUUGAGAGUCGGGUUAUAGAAUCUCAGGUUUCCAUACCCUCAGGUUCGGAAGUACCAAUCUCGAGAAACAUCACACCUCAAAAGAGGAAGUCUAUUGGGCCUUCUCGAGAAUAUGAACUUACCCCUUUGAAAAGGGGUGGAAAACGUGGGAAAAUGACUCAAACAGAACAAGAGGGCCGCGAGAGAAUUAGGAAAUUGGGACCAAAGCUCAUGAAACAGCCUUGUACAAAGGCCACGUUCAUGGACAUAGUUGAGCAAAACCCUUGCUUUGAAUCCUUGAGUCUCGCCAAAGAAGGGUUUUACCUAGAACUCAUUCCAGAUAUUCCACUUUAUGCAGGAGUUUCUACUAUGUGGAGUAUCGCAGCUCCCAUGUUUAUGUCAGUUCUCAAAAAUGCGGAGUCUACGGGCAUCAACGUACUACCACGGCUUGCGCCCUUCAUGAUGAAAGCACCAACUGAACUAAAGAAGUUGGAAGGCUUUAACGGAAUACUACCAUAUUUCUUCGGUCCCCCUUCUCAGAAUUUUCAUGCUACCACUUUGUUUCAAAAGAAACUAUUGUUCUGUGCAUCUGGUCCCCGCACCUUCAGAGUAUACGACUCAACAGGCAAGCUACAUGAUAUGGGUGACAAUGAAGCCGUUCGAAAUGCGGCCCAGCUACUUGAUUGGCUUGCAAUACGACACUUAGAAAUGGACAUGUUUUGCUACCUGCAGAAAUCAGUGAAUAAGCUACAUGAGCUUUCAGCUUCGGACCUUUAUGACAUCAUUCUUGAGCUUAUUGGACUAGUUGGGCUACUAUCAGGAUAUUGGGAACAUUCUGUCAGUUUCUCUCCAGGGCGAAUGGCACUUGACCAAGAAACAAUCGGACCAUGGAUUGACCGCCAUCAACGCCUGUAUAUGGCUCUCUUUGUUUAUCUAAAUAUCGCGAUUUCAAAACUCCCGUCUUGGUCCAGCUUCUGGGAGGAGCUAGAAUCAAAGCUUACAGUCAAGUUUACGUCACGCGAAUUUCGAGAUAUGUUCAAAUUUGACCCUAAAUUCGAAGAUGAUGAUGAUGAUGAUCGGUGGGGAUUAUCGGAAGACUUCUUCGAAUUUCCGAGGAGACUUCAAAGCAAUUUGGUGGACCGAGAAUUUGAGAAAUUUGACCUACUUCACAUGGAUGGACUACUGUCAGCAACCAUAUCCGGAAAUUUUGACGAAGUGCGGGUAUCCAAGUUCUUCAGUCUUGCAAAUAUUGACUGGGAACUCGCAAUUGGGCGUCUUUCGUUGGGGUAUUUUGACCCUGACGAUGUCAAUGACAUGUUAUUAUUUCAUUUGGCCAACAUAUUGAGAAGCCGCUUACAACUGACUCGGCAAUGCUCUCUCUUCAAGGAAGAGUAUGCCAAAGGCGGUUUGGUUCCAGAGGAAUUUGUUCAGUUGACUGAGAGUCUUGCUAAGGAAAAACGACGCAACCAAUUUUUAGUAUCUCUCCGAGAGGGCUUGCGCUGGUUAGAGCUCAAGAGGAUAAUUGGGGGAGAGGAAAUUUAUCUUCUUGAUAACCUAUUUGAAUCUUUGAAGCCUGGAUAUAAAUUGUCUCUAGUUGACAUUCCUCUGGCCGUGAGAAAUGGCGACGAUGAAGAUUUUGAUCAGCUAAAAAAGCUGCUCGUGUCAUCUCAAUCCUGGGUGCGAGAAACCUGCGCGCAGCUUCGAGGAAUGGUCGGCUGGAUAAAGGAAGCUACUAUCGCCUCCAAAGCCAUAGCAGCUGUGUUCGACCGAAAAGACGACCCCAGAUUCAACGAAGGCGAAGACGAAGAAGACGAAGAUGGAGAUGAGACGGCUUUGUUGAUCAAGAGCGUACAAUCAUUGCUAUUUGGUUAUCCUGACGCGCCAUCUUAG
Molecule: messenger RNA, 2322 nt
Organism: Talaromyces atroroseus
Lineage: Eukaryota; Fungi; Ascomycota; Eurotiomycetes; Eurotiales; Trichocomaceae
Exons: 8
Coding region: 1-2322 (773 amino acids)
Source: RefSeq, a predicted model, not a curated record